Aureobasidium uvarum is the source of this 2649-nucleotide messenger RNA. Lineage: Eukaryota; Fungi; Ascomycota; Dothideomycetes; Dothideales; Saccotheciaceae. The record is from the annotation of a GenBank genome assembly.
AUGGAUACCAUCGUACCUUCGGCCAAUGCCACCUUUCCCUCGUCGGACGGCGUUCUCAAGUCGGUGAGCACCACCGUUACCGAGAUCAUCGACAGCAUCGACCUCAAGAGCCCGGCCGCCCACGCUCUAGAACUGUCGUACUUGGAGCAAGCCAAUCCUCGUGGAUACACUCGCCCAAUGUUCUUCUUCCCCGCAGUCAAGGACGUAGACCAGAUGGAAGUGGUUGAAAUUUUUCGCAAAGCCCUGGAACCAACACUCAAAGCAAUUCCGUCUUUGGCUUGCGAGAUUGUGCCAGUUGAAGAUGGCAAGACGCCGACUGGAAGGACGGCUCUCAAACAUGGCAAGUUUGGUUCGUUGAUUGUCAAGGAUGUUCGCGGCACUGGCUUCUCAUACGAGGAAUUGCGAAAUGAAAAGUUUCCACAAUCACGACUGGAUCCUGAUGUACUUUGCGCCCGUAAAGUCUUCCCUGUGCCUGGCGAGACACAACCCGCUUGGGUACCUCAGCUGAACAUCAUUGAUGGAGGGUUCAUUCUUACUCUCCACAACCAUCACACACUGUACGAUGCUCAAGCCAUCAAUGAGAUUCUCAGAGUGUGGUCACAGAAUUGUCGGCAUGUCCAGAACAAGGCCGUAUCUGCAUGCAGUUCUCUCCCUGCAGAACAUUUCGAAAGGUCUGCUCACAUCACCACUCGUGCUCCCACAACAGACUCUGGCAACCCUGAGGAACAUCCCGAAUUCGUCGUCGCUCCUUUCACUCUAUCUUGGCCCGAGGCUGUAUUCAGAGACACGCAUAGACAACGCGUCUACCGUCUGUCCCCCAAAGCCCUGGCCGAACUCAAGAAUGACUGCACCGAACCCGGCGACUCUUGGAUCUCAACCAACGAUGCAGCAACAGCACUCAUGUGGCGAUGCAUCAUCCGCGCACAAACCGAUCUCAACACCAUCCCUGAAGACGCCAUGUCCCACCACAUCGUCGUUGUUGACCUGCGUUCUCGCUCUGACCCACCGUUGUCCAGACACUACCCAGGAUGUCCGAUGAACUAUGCUCGACCAGGCAUGAAUCUUGGUCAACUCUGCAACUCCACUACGCUUGCUCCGCUUGCUCGCGCAAUCAGAAAUGCAGUCGAUGAACGCACGCCCGAGUACACGAAAUCAGUCAUUACUCUGCUCAACAAUAUUCCUGGAUAUGGCCACUUUGCAUGGACGUCUUUUGGCUCUCUGCUUGGCACCGAUUGCAUGACUUCCACAUGGUACAAACUCGAUAUCCUGGACCUUGAUUUUGGUCCUGCAAUUGGACAGAUCGAGAGAGUAAGGUUUCCAACUGGAGGGCUGCUUAAUGGGCUUAGUUUGAUCUACCCGCAGAUCACUAGAGGUGACCAGGAGGAUGUGGGUAUGGAGAUUGCGGUUGGACUUGAAAAGCAGUAUUUUGACAAGUUGGACAAGGAUCCGGUUUGGUGCAAGUAUGCAGAGUUGACGGAUCCCGGGUAUGACUCUACAUAUGGUGCCGAUGCGGCUCGCUCACCCCUGAGGUCUGCUCUGCAAAAAGUGUUNGACUACUACAUCGAGUCUGAAACAGGGAUUUAUGAGGCGCUGCGCUCGAGUUCUGCAUCUGANAGAGCGACUGUCAGACGACAAAACACUGAUAUCGCUCUCCAAAGUCUCAAAGCAUUCUACAUCAUUUUGGAAACCUGGUCGAUUGAGAGACCAAUCACUCUUGAGAUACGUCUCACUAAGGAUAUCAGCCUGACCACGGCUUCACUUAACACUGUCCCCGGGACAGAGCUCGUCAAUCGUUUUGUCAUUGACCGCAGGGUCAUGCGAACCACGGCCUUGUUGACUUCACUUGCCUCUCGGAUGGCCGGCUUACAGGAGAUCCUAUGGGAUCUGGACGACUGGGACGUGAGUAUAAGCUUGGUGGUCCGGCGAAAAACGCGCCACGAUCUCGCGAAGCAGUUGCAGUCGCUUGCGGACAGCUGUCCCUCCCUUCAAGUAACUGAUCUGCGAUUUGACAACAACAUCCCCAGUGACGAGAAUACAGUCGUGCCCAGUAUCCUGCUGCCACAUAACCCAGUCGAUCAUCUGAGUCGAUGUAUCCAGCGAUUGUCGCUGAUGACCAAAUUGAGAACUCUCGUUCUCCGCGACAUUGUCACUUCAGCACAGUUCUUGCAGCCAUCACAGUCNACCAUCGAAUCGAAUCCGGCUAUAUGGCCAUGCCUCAAUCAUGUAGAGAUCAAUCUUCACCCAACUUUCGCAGACGGCGGAUGGCUCUUUGACGUGGACUCGAAUCCUGGUAGCGACGAUGCCAAUUCUCCUGGAUCUGAUGAAGAGGAUGACGAGGGUCUGGUUUGUCGACGGAUCAGAAUGGCACGCCUGUACAAGGCUCAAGAGGAGGAGGCCAAGAUCACCGAUCUUGAUCAAGAGUUUGACCCUGAACCUGCUCACGGUAGCGAUGACCCCGACGACACGCACUGGGCCGAUGAUUUCAGAAUUUGGCCAUCAGAAAAACUAGAAGCCAUGCUGGUCGAUAUGGCGUACUCGGAUGCACAAACGUCUGCUUUGAAAGUCUUCACCGCUGGCUCUGAUAUGCCACAUACGAGCAGAGACAUCGAAGAAGGCUAUUUUGGCGAGUACCAAGGUCAUGGCGUAUGA